AUGGGGGGCCUAAAGAAUAUUAAAAUUGGAUUUUUAAACCCUGGCUCGCUUAGUACACACCACGAAGAAUUUUUAGUUGCCUUGGAACGUCACAACGUUGACAUUUUGGCCCUUAAUGAGACAUGGCUUCGAAGUGGAGAGGAGGGGCGGGCACCGAAGGUCGCGGGUUAUCGCCUGUGCCAUUUACCCAGACCGGAAGCAGUACGUUCGCGUGGCGGCGGUGUAGGAUUUUAUGUCAGACGUGGCUUGUCUACACAGUUUCCUAAACAUCCAAAUGAAACUAGGGUUGAACAAAUGUGGCUUAGGACUCGGCAUAGUAAUAAAACCAUUAUAAUUGGCACAGCUUACAGACCACCUUGGUUAAACGUGCAAGACUUCCUGGACGCUUUAACCGAAUCGAUUGCGUCUUUACCCAUUGCUCAAAGCCAAUAUGAACUGAAGGAACAAUUGAAGGAAUUAGAACUUCCUCACAACCUUAUCGUGGGUUAUCAAAUGGCAGGCGUUCAGUUGAUUGCUAAAUAUCCAAGAUUAGAACUAACCGCACUUUGA
Danaus chrysippus (African queen) is the source of this 549-nucleotide messenger RNA. The record is from the annotation of a GenBank genome assembly. Lineage: Eukaryota; Metazoa; Arthropoda; Insecta; Lepidoptera; Nymphalidae.